Molecule: messenger RNA, 2530 nt
Organism: Boleophthalmus pectinirostris (great blue-spotted mudskipper)
Lineage: Eukaryota; Metazoa; Chordata; Actinopteri; Gobiiformes; Gobiidae
Gene: tmem169b
Product: transmembrane protein 169b
Source: RefSeq, a predicted model, not a curated record
CUUUACCUUUUGAGGACUUCUUUGUUCUGUGUCAGAGUGUUCUGUUUUACCUUGAUAUCUUCCUCUAAGGUCUUGAUAUUUGCCUUAGUUGUUUCGAUUUUAGACUUUCCCUCAGCGAUAUCAUCUUUGUAAACUGCUCAUAUGCACAAGAUUAUGUAGUUUAAACACAUAUUCAUCCUGAAGGAUUAAUGGUAUCAAGUGUAAUACCUUUAAUCUGUUGACUGAUUUCAUUUUUCUUUUGAGAAAGGUCUCUUGUUUGAAGGGCUAAAAAUGCAUUUUUAAAAAAACUGAAAAAUUGGAACCAAGUUAUGUUUAUUAAGGUCAUUAGGAAAUUAAUUUACUUACCACACUGAAAAAGUAGGUGGUUAAUAUUUGUAAGUAAGUCUUCGUCAGACAUGUUUCUCAAACAGAGCUAGCUCUGAAGCUGUUAGCGGUUACGUGCAGUCGGACCGUUACUGUAAACUACAAUGUGGAGCUGUUAAUUUACCCCGUGUUUUAUAUUAGUGCAAACAUUUAAAUAAAUGAACAUAUUAAAAUGUAAAACAAACAGACAGCGUAUGCAUAUAAAUACAAAGAAAUAUUAAAUGAAUAUUAAUAGAAACAUAUUAUGUGUCUUACCAUAGACUGUACACUGUGCUGCAGUUUGGUUUGGCGCUGUUGUGCGUAAAACAUAUGGAUUAUUGGGCGGCCAUUGGCCUAUUCAUAAAACAAUCUGCGCAGCUGCGCAUCUGUGCGUACGUAGCGACCACAACAGCACUGUGAUGGUGCCGUCAGAUCAGUGUGCGAGACACAUCAAAUCUUCUAUUGAAUUAGAAAUCCAUGCCGACGCUUUCUGACAUCUUAUUUUGCAAAAGCCAUUUCCCAUGCAUAUUUUAGAGCACAGGGCUGCAAGAGACAUGGCAACAUCACACGACUCACUUUAGAGCUGAGCCUUUUAUAACAAACCUGGGGUUGUAGAGAUUUCAUCUGAGCAGGUCUGAACAUGGCUCAAGUGGAAGCAUCCCGCACAGAGGGGGAGGGCAGCCCCCAGCUGAUCUCCCUGAGGUCGGACAUGUCAGGCAGCCAAACUGACAAUGCAGAAACUGGCCCUUCAGUGAGGAGGAAGAGGAGGAAAAAGAGAGAGCCAAGACCCGAGUCCAUCAUCGUGUACCGUUCAGAGAUCGAGAGGGCAUCAGAGGAGGACCAGACUGGCGAAGAGGCCCCUGAGAGAAGCUCUGAGGAGGGGGCCAAGUUCCUGUGUACCCCAACUAAUGAAGGGGACAGUUGGUCUCUUCCUCCCGACAGCCGCUACGUGACCCUGACCGGCACCAUCACUCGGGGCAAGAAGAAGGGUCAGGUGGUAGAUAUUCAUUUAACACUGACUGAAAAGGAGCUCCGUGACCUGGCCAAGUCUAAAGAGCCUGGAGCCGAGUGCGAGGCUGGAGAUGGUCUAAAACGCAACUGCAGUUUGGGACUGUGUUCUGGACCCCAUGUGGUUCUUUGGAGUAUUUCCUGCUUCCCUGUUAUUUUCGUGCUGUCCUUCAUAACCUCUUUCUACUAUGGCACUCUCACCUGGUACAAUGUCUUUCUGGUGUAUAAUGAAGAGCGGACGUUUUGGCAUAAGAUCACCAUAUGCCCCUUUCUCAUAAUUUUCUACCCUAUGCUGAUCAUGCCCCUGGCACUGUCCCUGGCGCUGUACUCGGCCGUGGUGCAGGUUUCGUGGGCGUUCAGCGAGUGGUGGCAGGAUGUACGGGACCUGGAGAAGGGUUUCUGUGGUUGGGCGUGUGGGAAGCUUGGACUAGAGGACUGCUCCCCGUACAGUAUUGUGGAGCUGCUGGAUUCAGACACUGUCUCAGGCACGCUGCAAAGCAAAGCCCCAAGCGAAUUUGCCCAGACCUCAUCAGUGUAAAAUAAGCUCAGGUUGGGUUCAGUGGAAAAGUAAAUAGUGUUACAAGACUAAUUUAUAUUAUUAAUCUUUUUGAUGAUUUCACCUGAAAGUCAAUUUUAAAACUAUGACAAGAUAACGUUACAGUUGAAAUCCUACAAAAAUUACUGAAUCUCAAUCAUGUCACUUACUUCAAACUUCCUACAAACUAGUUUUUAUCGAUUUAAUACACUGUCUGCUUUCUAUAAAUAUUGUAAACUAUGUAUCUAUACCUGAUUCUUAUGGAGUAGUUGAACUAACCUAUACUACCUUCCUGCAUUUCCCCCAUCAGGUAAUCUAAACUAACUUUUCACAUUUCUGUCAAAGUGAACUGAAAAAACAAAAGAAAACAAAAAACGAAAAAAACAUCAGCAACCUUGAAGCAUAACCUUGGUGCCUAAUUUUACAAGUGUUGUACAUCUGACAUCUUUCUCUCCAUUCAACUAAAGCAUGUUAAAAACUCACUUUCCCUGUAAAUAUUUGAACUAUACUUUGCAAUGUCACUGAAAACAAUUUUGUAUCAUUACAUUAAAAAGAAGACCAUUAUUUAAUAUGAUUGUUGUGCAAAUCUCAACGAUAAUAAUGAUUUUAGUCCAUACCUGUGUUUUUAAUUUAUUUUAUAUUGAA